CGUUAAUUUUAAGAAAGAAAACGUGUAGAAUCAGCGUGCACGCGCCUGCACGCACACGACUCUCUCUCUCUCUCUCUCUCCAGAGUCCAGAAACAAAAGUGACUUCAAAUUCUGCAAAUGAUUUUGAGUAGAGCCGUGCCCUCUGCCAUGGCCUCCUUCCCUCGUUCAAUGAAAGGGUCGGAACUGUGCGUAUGGCCAGGGAUGAGACAGCUUUCUCUAAGAAAGACUCUUGUGUAUGGAUUUGUGAGGCUCUUAUCAAUGCCAUUCAAGACCUUGCGGGGAGUUAGCCAAACAAUCGGAGGAGUUUCUAAUUUUUGCAGCAUCACCAAUAUGUCAUCCACUUUGCAGAUUGAGCUGGUGCCCUGUCUUAAGGAUAACUAUGCAUAUCUGUUACAUGAUAUGGAUACUGGGACUGUUGGAGUGGUUGAUCCUUCUGAAGCAGUACCUAUUAUAGAUGCAUUGAAUAGGAAAAAUUGGAAUUUGACUUACAUCCUGAACACUCAUCAUCAUUUUGAUCAUACUGGUGGAAACAUGGAGUUAAAGGAAAGGUAUGGCGCAAAGGUGAUUGGAUCAGGAUUAGACAAGGAGAGAAUACCUGGCAUAGAUAUCCCUUUGAAUGAUGGGGACAAAUGGAUGUUUGCAAGCCAUGAGGUGCUUGUGAUGGCAACUCCUGGUCAUACUCGAGGCCAUAUUACUUUCCACUUCCCUGGAUCAAAAUCAAUUUUUACGGGAGACACUUUGUUCAGCUUAUCAUGUGGCAAGCUUUUUGAAGGAACUCCGCAGCAGAUGCUUUCUUCCCUGAGGAAGAUCACGUCGGUGCCAGAUGAUACAAAUAUAUAUUGUGGUCAUGAAUAUACAUUGAGUAAUUCUAAAUUCGCCCUGUCAUUAGAACCUGGGAAUGAAGAAUUGCAGUCUUAUGCUGCCUAUGUAGCCCAGCUCCGCAGCAAGGGCUUGCCGACGAUCCCGACUUCUCUAAGAAAGGAAAAGUCGUGCAAUCCAUUCCUUCGGACUUCAAGCAAAGUAAUACGUAAGUCAUUGAAUAUCCCUGACUCAGCAGAUGAUGUCGAAGCCUUGGGAGUCAUUCGCAAAGCCAAGGACAACUUUUAGGUUCAGCUCAGAAAUAUGGAUGACUUUAGGCAUAGCUUAGCCUUUGCGUAUACGUAAUAAGUUUGUCAGAUUCUUGCACACUCCGACUGUCGUUCGGAAUUUCCUUCGCCCUCUGCGUUUGAGUUUUGUAGAGCAUUGCAAUGAAAAAAAAUGUUUUUGGGUUUUCUCUUUGAUGUUGGAUUUAAUCCACUGAAGAAAUGAUGAGUGCUUUCUGUAUAGCUUCAUUGUACUAUCCUUGAUCACAAGUUAGUCAAGUCGUAUUCUUUUUCACA
Molecule: messenger RNA, 1379 nt
Organism: Olea europaea var. sylvestris
Lineage: Eukaryota; Viridiplantae; Streptophyta; Magnoliopsida; Lamiales; Oleaceae
Product: hydroxyacylglutathione hydrolase 2, mitochondrial-like
Exons: 8
Coding region: 118-1107 (329 amino acids)
Molecular function (GO): hydroxyacylglutathione hydrolase activity
Source: RefSeq, a predicted model, not a curated record